Messenger RNA from Ipomoea nil (Japanese morning glory), 1899 nucleotides. RefSeq names its product formin-like protein 20. The transcript has a single exon. Bases 1 to 1899 code for a protein of 632 amino acids. NCBI's taxonomy places the organism in Eukaryota, Viridiplantae, Streptophyta, Magnoliopsida, Solanales, Convolvulaceae. The record is from RefSeq and is a predicted model, not a curated record.
AUGAAGCUUAAAAUCGUUACUCUUGGUAUUGUGACUGUCAUGUAUCUGCUUUUUCUUCUGACCACCUACCCCUAUGAUGGAGACAGUAGAGAUGUUUAUGGAACUGGUGAACAAGAAUGGAUGAUGAAGAAUCAUCUGAUGUUGCCGUCUCCCAAUGGUGCUGAUCUGAACGAGAAGAAUUUUGUAACUACAAAGAAAGGAGGGUUUCAGUCCAAAAAGGAAUAUCUUUUCUUACAAUCUUUGCAGACAUGGCGAUCUAAUUCUGAGCCAGGAUCCAACCCCGAGCACAAUGCAGUUGGUCCCGCUGGUGAGAAGAACUUUGCAGGAUUGGAGUUGAAAAAGAAACGUGUUUUACUACUUUCCCUUCAAAAGCAGGGACCUGUUACUUCUCCCGGACCGAACCGAAAGCACAAUUCAAUUAAGCCUCCACCACCCAAUCCAAGCCAUAAACACCGCGUCAACACAUUCCCUGAAAAGAACUUUGCAAGUUCUGAGUUGAGAAACCAACAUGUUUUACUACCUUCCCUUCAAAAGGGGGGACCCGUUACUUCUCCAGGAUCCAACCCAGGAUACAAUUUACCACCCAGUCCAAGUCAUAAGCCAGUCAGCACAUUCAGUGAAAAGAAUUUUGCAAGUUCUGAGUUGAGAAGCCAACAUGUUUUACUACCUUCCCUUCAAAAGGGGGGGCCUGCUACUUCUCCCGAACCAAACCGAAGGCACAAUUCAAUUAAGCCUCCACCACCCAAUCCAAGCCAUAAACACCCCGUCAGCACAUUCACUGAAAAGAACUUUGCAAGUUCUGAGUUGAGAAGCCAACAUGUUUUACUACCUUCCCUUCAAAAGGGGGGACCUGUUACUUCUCCCAGACCAAACCGAGGGCACAAUUCAAUUAAGCCUCCACCACCCAAUCCAAGCCAUAAACACCCCGUCAGCACAUUCACUGAAAAGAACUUUGCAAGUUCUGAGUUGAGAAACCAACAUGUUUUACUACCUUCCCUUCAAAAGGGGGGACCUGUUACUUCUCCAGGAUCCAAUCCAGGACACAAUUUACCACCCAGUCCAAGUCAUAAGCCAGUCAGCACAUUCAGUGAAAAAAACUUUCCAAGUUCUGAGUUGAGAAGCCAACAUGUUUUACUACCUUCCCUUCAAAAGGGGGGACCUGUUACUUCUCCCGGACCAAACCGAGGGCACGAUUCAAUUAAGCCUCUACCACCCAAUCCAAGCCAUAACCACCCAGUCAGCACAUUCAGUGAAAAGAACUUUGCAAGUUUUGAGUUGAGAAACCAACAUGUUUUACUACCUUCCCUUCAGAAGGGGGGACCUGUUCCUUCUCCAGGACACAAUUUACCACCCAGUCCAAGUCAUAAGCCUGUCAGCACAUUCAGUGAAAAGAACUUUGCAAGUUCUGAGUUGAGAAGCCAACAUGUUUUACUUCCUUCCCUUCAAAAGGGGGGAUCUGUUACUUCUCCCAGACCAAACCGAGGGCACAAUUCAAUUAACCCUCCACCACCCAAUCCAAGCCAUAACCACCCAGUCAGCACAUUCAGUGAAAAGAAUUUUGCAAGUUCUGAGUUGAGAAACCAACAUGUUUUACUACCUUCCCUUCUAAAGGUGGGACCUGUUACUCCUCCAGGACCCAAUCCAGGAAACAAUUCAGCACCCAGUCCAAGUCAUAACCCAGUCAGCACAUUCAGUGAAAAGAACUUUGCAAGUUUCGGGUUGAGAAGCCAACAUGUUUUACUACCUUCCCUUCAAAAGGGUCCUGCUACUUCUCCAGGACCUAACCCUGGACACCAUUCAAUUAGUUCAAUUGAUCAUAAGAACUUUGCAGGUUUGAAAAUGAGAAAGAACCAUAUUUCUCUUCCAUCUAUGAAACUGCGGCCAAUUACUCCUCCAUGA